AUGUCUUCCGAGGACGAGCUGCUGCCAGCGCCAACGGAGACACUCGCCGCCUUUGAGCCCUUCGUGCAAUGGCUGCUGGCGGCCUCGUUGGACGACUUGACGUCUCUUCCUGAUGAGAUUUUCUCGGGCUUCGAGGCCGGACCUGAAGGCGACCUGGAAGCAGCCUGGGAUCAGUUGUCCUGUGCUCGACGAGAGUGGGGCGCGUUGGAUGAAAAGCUGCUGACCUUGCAAGACGAGCGUGACGAGAAUCGAGAGCACAUUGCGCUCCUCGAGCGACGGAUAAUCAAGCUUCUGCAGGACCGGGACCUGGCCAUUGCAGAGACUUAUACCACGGAGAAGCAGAUCCAAGACGCCGAGUUUUUCAAGGCACAGCAGCAGCAACGUAGACAGCAGCAGGAAGAGGAGCAGAGGAAAGCGCGCGUGGCCUCCGCGCUGCGCAAGCUGCUGCUGCGUCGGGGCAGCGAAGAAGGUGGCAACAGCAGCGGCGGUGAGUCCCCCACGGCGUCUCCAUCACCAAAGUUCACUGAGAAGGACGUGCAGCGGCUCCAUAAGGAGCUGGCAGACUCGAAGGUAGCGGCAGCAGUGGCGAAGGCCGAGCGAGACGAGCGCCGUCACGCCAUGCGUCGCGCCGAGCGUCGGUGCGGCGAGCUGAAGCUGGCGCUGGCGCAGGCCCGCGCCGAGGAGGACGACCUGCAGGUGUCACUUCAGCAACUGACUCGCGCUCGGCGCAGCUCCGUGAACCACUUGCAGCAGAUUUCCCUCUUCUCGUCCUCCUCGCUGCCUCUGCAGCCUCCAGCGGCGCCCACGGCGGGGCUGCGCGCAAGCACCAGCACAAGGUAG
This is a messenger RNA of Phytophthora sojae, 840 nucleotides long. RefSeq lists its product as hypothetical. The transcript is spliced from 2 exons. Bases 1 to 840 code for a protein of 279 amino acids. The record is from RefSeq and is a predicted model, not a curated record. NCBI's taxonomy places the organism in Eukaryota, Oomycota, Peronosporomycetes, Peronosporales, Peronosporaceae.